AUGACAUUUGACCUGGAUCCUUCAUCUCUUUAUAAUAUAAAAGCACUCGCAAUUUUGGACCAAGAUGGCAAUCGAAUAUUAGCCAAGUAUUAUGAUCCCGAUGUUUUGCCAACAGUUAAAGACCAAAAAGCUUUCGAGAAGAAUUUAUUUCAGAAAACAAGCAAAGCGAACGCGGAGAUUAUUCUUCUUGAUGGUUUAAUUUGUGUUUAUCGAAGUAAUGUUGACUUAUUUUUCUAUGUCAUGGGAAGUUCGGAUGAAAAUGAGCUAAUACUUGUUGCUGCAUUGAAUUGUCUAUAUGAUUCAAUUUCAUUAAUUUUGCGAAAAAAUGUUGAAAAGAAAGCAUUGGUGGAAAAUAUGGAUUUAGCUAUGCUUAUUAUGGAUGAAAUUUGCGAUAACGGUAUUCUCCUAGAAACAGAACCACAAGCCAUAAUCAGUCGCUGUGCUUUACGUUCAGAUGAUUUGAUAUUUGGUGACCAAACUAUUUCUCAAGUUGGAAUGUCGGUAAGUUUAAUUGAAAAAGUGCAUGAGACAUUAUAG
Molecule: messenger RNA, 537 nt
Organism: Dracunculus medinensis (Guinea worm)
Lineage: Eukaryota; Metazoa; Nematoda; Chromadorea; Rhabditida; Dracunculidae
Source: the annotation of a GenBank genome assembly